This is a messenger RNA of Colletotrichum paranaense, 1872 nucleotides long. RefSeq names its product GMC oxidoreductase. Gene Ontology annotation, molecular function: flavin adenine dinucleotide binding; oxidoreductase activity, acting on CH-OH group of donors. The record is from RefSeq and is a predicted model, not a curated record. The transcript has 4 exons. Gene Ontology annotation, biological process: secondary metabolite biosynthetic process. NCBI's taxonomy places the organism in Eukaryota, Fungi, Ascomycota, Sordariomycetes, Glomerellales, Glomerellaceae. Bases 1 to 1872 code for a protein of 623 amino acids.
AUGGCUAUCAUUCGUGGUCUGAAAGCAGCAGCUUGGAUCGCCCUUGUCUUGGGCCAAGUCCAGCUUGCAAUUGCUGUGCCAGCGGCUGCCAAGUUCGCCAAGAGAAACACGACGGAUCUCCACAGCUCUUACGACUACGUGAUUGUGGGCGGAGGCUUGAGUGGCCUUGUGGUUGCCAAUAGACUCACCGAAGAUCCGGAUGUAACUGUCUUGGUUGUUGAGUAUGGAGACUUCGACGUCAGCUGGGACGUAGCUAUACCCUACUACGCUUCUAACCUACACCCCAACGAUUUGAUCCAAUUCUUGUCCAUCCCACAACCUGGAUUGAACAAUAGGACUUCUGGUGUUCAGACUGGAACAGUAGUUGGAGGUGGCUCUACUGUCAAUGGCAUGGCAUUUGAUCGCGGCUCGAAAGCCGACUACGACGCGUGGGAAGAGCUAGGCAACCCGGGAUGGAAUUGGGACAGCCUCUUCCACUAUUUCAAAAAGUCAUCUACAUUUACGCUUCCCGCGCCCGAGUAUGUCGAGAGGUACAACUUUAGUUACGACCCGAGCACCUAUGGUGAUGGUCCUCUCCAAGCUGGCUUUCCCUCGUGGCAAUGGCCCGACAGAGAUCUUCAAAGAAAGGCCUGGAUUGAGGACAUUGGCGUUCCUGUACUCGAUGACCACGGUGCCGGAGGAAACAACGUUGGCCUGGCUCAGCUCCCCCAAAACCACGACCCAAAGAACGUUACUCGGUCGACCUCGAGAACAGCAUACUAUGAGCCUAUCGCCGAAACUCGCAAGAAUCUCAACCUCCUUGUGAAGCACUAUGCUUCGAAGAUCGAGUUCGAGGAUAAGAAAGCUGUCGGCGUCAACAUCAUCUCACGCGAAACUAACGCCACAACAUUGGUGAAGGCAAAGAAGGAAGUCGUCCUUGCCGCCGGCGGCGUUCAGACGCCGAGAGUCCUGCUCCAGAGUGGCAUCGGCCCCGCUGGGCUGCUGGAGUCUCUCGACGUCGAUGUAGUCGCCGACCUCCCUGGUGUGGGUAGCAACUACCAGGAUCACGCAUGGAUGUUGAUGUUGUAUACGUACGGUAACCCUCCUGAGCUUGGGAGCGAGGCCAUGAACGAUCCGGCAUUCUUCAAUGCAUCUGAGGCCGAGUACUUUGCCAAUCGAACUGGGCCCUUCACUCACGCUCGUGGAAAUAAUAUCAUCUUCAGAUCUCUCCAGGAUCUUACUCCGGAAUAUGAAGCUCUGUCAGCGUCUGUCGAAGCCCAGAACGCGCUCGACUUCCUUCCGGAGAUCUACUCAGAGCACCCCGAGCUUCUAGAGGGCUUCCUAUCUCAGCGUGAGGCUCUCACCAAACUGUUCCGAAACCCAGAGGCAGGCGUGCUGGAGAUCCCCUUCGGAGGCUUCUCUGGUGGCGCAAUUGCUUUCCAGAAGCCUCUGUCUCGUGGUACCAUCAAGAUCAGCUCAACCAACCCUGACCCUGCCAACCCGCCCAUCAUCGACUUUGGUACCCUUCAAAAUCCCGUUGAUGUCGAUAUUGCAGUCCUCAGUGUCAAAGAUUUCCGCAAAGUCUGGGAUACUCCCACUUUGGCGAUUAGGGAGGCCGUUGAGAUCUCUCCGGGUGUCAACGUCACAUCUGACCAGGCCAUUGCUGAAGCUAUUAGGAACUCCCUUUUUGCCAGCUUUGCGCACCCCAGCGGAGCAGCGAGUUUGCAACCUUUGGAGCAUGGUGGCGUUGUGGACCCCCAACUUCGUGUCUACGGUGUUGAGAGCCUGAGGGUGGUUGAUGCCAGUAUCAUUCCACUGAUUCCAGCCUGUCAUUUGCAAGCGACUAUGUAUGCCGUAGCUGAAAAGGCUGCCGAUAUUCUGAAGGAGAAUUAG